AUGACACGAUCCAACUUGAUUCGGGGCUUAAACAAAGGCCACCCCACAACACCCAUCCCAAAAGCCCAACGCCCAAGUCAACGCAAGGGCAUUCAAUCCACCAAGACCAAGUUUGUUCGGUCUGUCAUCCGAGAGGUUGCUGGAUUCUCGGCGUAUGAACGGCGAGUUAUGGAGUUGUUGAGGAACUCGAAGGACAAGAAAGCCAGAAAACUGACAAAGAAGCGGCUCGGCACGCUCCUCAGGUCAAAACGCAAGUUGGAAGAGUUGUCGAAUAUCAUCCAGGAGAGCAGAAGAGCAGCUCACUAA
Messenger RNA from Marasmius oreades (fairy-ring Marasmius), 306 nucleotides. RefSeq lists its product as uncharacterized. Gene Ontology annotation, cellular component: ribosome; cytosolic large ribosomal subunit. The coding region runs from base 1 to 306 and encodes 101 amino acids. Gene Ontology annotation, biological process: cytoplasmic translation. The transcript has 4 exons. The record is from RefSeq and is a predicted model, not a curated record. NCBI's taxonomy places the organism in Eukaryota, Fungi, Basidiomycota, Agaricomycetes, Agaricales, Marasmiaceae. Gene Ontology annotation, molecular function: structural constituent of ribosome.